CGUCAUGAAGAUCUGGUUUUUCAUAUACUUUCUUAUAAUCGUUUUUAUAAAUGUUACUGCAUAUAAUAAAAUCAUUCGACAACCCAAGUGUUUGUACAUGGCCGAUGUUGGCCCUUGUGAGGACCAAGUUAAGGUCUAUGGCUAUGAUUAUUUAACCAAUCGUUGUGUGCAUUUCAUUUAUGGCGGCUGUGGUGGAAAUCCAAAUCGUUUUAACACAAAGAAGGAAUGCAUGGAAGAAUGUCAUGUGGAGGGCGAAGACAGCGCAGAAGAUGAGGAAUAUCUGCUUGAUGAUGUAUAUAUGAGAAAUGAAUUAUAAAAUCGUUAUUAUUUGAAUAUAGCACUUGCGAUUAAAGAGCAUCACAGCA
Molecule: messenger RNA, 365 nt
Organism: Drosophila innubila
Lineage: Eukaryota; Metazoa; Arthropoda; Insecta; Diptera; Drosophilidae
Product: protease inhibitor carrapatin
Exons: 2
Coding region: 5-316 (103 amino acids)
Molecular function (GO): serine-type endopeptidase inhibitor activity
Source: RefSeq, a predicted model, not a curated record